Molecule: messenger RNA, 1530 nt
Organism: Caenorhabditis briggsae
Lineage: Eukaryota; Metazoa; Nematoda; Chromadorea; Rhabditida; Rhabditidae
Gene: Cbr-lon-2
Product: Protein CBR-LON-2
Exons: 11
Coding region: 1-1530 (509 amino acids)
Biological process (GO): regulation of protein localization to membrane; regulation of signal transduction; cell migration
Cellular component (GO): extracellular region; plasma membrane; synapse
Source: RefSeq, a predicted model, not a curated record
AUGAACUUCCGAUGGCUCAUUCUUCUGGUGUUCCUAUUUCGGACCGCAUUACCACUCUCGGAAGAAGUUGUCAUCGUUGACACUCUGACCAACUCCACAGCUUUAGAAGAACCCACAGAUGAGUACACAUGCGACUGCAACGACAAGGAUCUUCUGGAGAAGGGCAACUACACAUUGACAGUUGAAGUCAAGAAUAUGCAAGUGCGGUUAGUAGAGCCCUUUCGUGAUGCAAUCGCUUUUAUCACAAGUGAAAAACAACACCUCCUCGACUACAUCCAAUUUGUUGUACUUCGCGAUACGAAAGCCACCUAUCCACUACUCUUGAACUAUACAGAAUACGCCUCUUCAUUUGAUGAGCUGAUCAAAACAUUCAAAAAUAUUCUGAGCACUGAAAAUGAUAUUUUGUUGAGUGGGAUCAAGUACGAAGUGACUACUGCUGUCCAGAAGUUUUUUACGAGUCUCCUUCCUGAUAUGUUCCUGUGUCUAUCAGUUGGAAAGUGUCGAACGGUGCCGCUGGAGUAUCAGAAUUGCAUGACGGCUAGUACCGAACACUGGUCUGUUUACAUUGGAAACACUCCGAACAAAAUGGCUGUAACAAUAGCCGAAGCCAUUUACCGUUACCGAAAAGUCGAAUUUCUUUUGGUUGACAUGCAUCAGCAACUUAUGAAUGCUCAAUCUUUGACUAUAACUGAUGAAUGUCUGAAACAAUAUGUGCAUUCAUUGCCCUGCAAUUGCACACUUUCUGGAAUUGUACGAUGCCAAACGUCUUGUGCUACCUCGAUGGAAACCUGUUUCGGUAAAUAUUCUCGUGAAUGGGCAGCUAAAUUACACUUGAUGAGAAAUAUGACAAGUACGAAGAAGUCAUUUUUGGAUGAAUUUCUGACGCUUAGAAAGACAAUAUUUUCUGUUAUUCGACUGUUCAUUGAACGGAAAUCAUUUGAAUAUGCUGCAUACGUUUACAAAGCAUGUGGUCCACUUGGAGAAAUGAUAAUACAUCCAUCGAAACACGUGGCGCGCAUUCACUCUCCAGGACCGUUCGUUUCUCGAGCAGACGGUGCAGUAAGAGAGCUUCAACUCUCGGCGAAAUCGUGGGACCGAUUUGGACGAAAAAUCUGUGACCAUACAGGUGUGGUUGUACAUCCUGGAAUGUGCUACGAUGGAACAAAAGUAAUCAAAGUUGAACACGAACUGUUGCCGAUAACCAAAGAUGUACGACCAAGGCCAAUGAUGGAUUGGAUCGAGAAGAAGAAUGAGAAGAAAAUCGCUGUCGAAGGAUCGGCAAGUCCAUUGUGGGAUGACGAAGACUCGGAUGGUUUUGAGGGAUCAGGAUCAGGAAUGCCGCCAAUCAUCAUUGACAGGAAUCCGGUGAAGGCUGUUAUUCAAGAGGAUCAUCCAAAGAAUAUUGACCUCUCCACGAAUCCAAAAGGGCCUUCGGUCAUUGUCACCGAACAAGGAAGUCAACCUGAUGGAUCUUCAACUGUAUCUGCUCUCACGUCACUUAUCAUCAUUGCAAUCAUUCGAUUUUUCUAA